AUGGAAGCACUUCUUCAAGUACUUAAAUCGCUUAACAUUACUACCAAGUUGAUCACCCACCCAGAGGUUUUUACUGUAGAAGCAAUGAUGCCAUACCUCACAGAGUGUUCGGGAGUGGUUUGUAAAAAUCUUUUUGUCAAAGACAAGAAGAAGAAGAAGCUUUGGCUCAUUGUUGCAAAGCACGAUCGGAAAAUUAAUUUGGGAGAUAUUGCAAAAAAGUUGUCGGUAUCUGGUGGGUUCCGGUUUGCAGAUGAGCAAGUUUUGAUUGAUACCCUGGGUGUUUCUCAAGGUUGUGUGACUCCACUUGCUGUUUGUAAUGACAAAGAAAGCUCUGUGCAGCUUAUUCUUGAUAAUAUAUUAGUUUCGGAUCCAGAAACCAUGAUCUACUGCCAUCCAAUGGUAAACACGGCUACUAUAGGAAUGAAGAGUGCCGACUUUCAGCUUUUCCUUGAACACACCAAACACAAACCACUCACAAUAACAUUCGACGAAGAAUAG
Ciona intestinalis (vase tunicate) is the source of this 498-nucleotide messenger RNA. RefSeq names its product prolyl-tRNA synthetase associated domain-containing protein 1. Gene Ontology annotation, molecular function: aminoacyl-tRNA deacylase activity. NCBI's taxonomy places the organism in Eukaryota, Metazoa, Chordata, Ascidiacea, Phlebobranchia, Cionidae. The record is from RefSeq and is a predicted model, not a curated record.